Molecule: messenger RNA, 5173 nt
Organism: Oryzias latipes (Japanese medaka)
Lineage: Eukaryota; Metazoa; Chordata; Actinopteri; Beloniformes; Adrianichthyidae
Gene: plcl1
Product: phospholipase C like 1
Biological process (GO): regulation of synaptic transmission, GABAergic; phosphatidylinositol-mediated signaling; release of sequestered calcium ion into cytosol
Molecular function (GO): phosphatidylinositol-4,5-bisphosphate phospholipase C activity
Source: RefSeq, a predicted model, not a curated record
GGAUGGGGUAGGGGGCAGAAGGUCAGUGUGUGUGGGUCAUUCUCCUUUGACCUCUCCCCGUGAAGGUGUCGGUUUUUCUUCCCUGAGCAGCGCGCGGGCUUCUCUCGGGGUCUACGGGGUGGGGGGCUCUUUUCCCAAUUCCUUCACGGAGGAAUACCGGGACGUCUGCGGUUUGCUGCGACCCUCCAGCUUCUGAGGUUCCCAUCGCCUUCACGUGUUCGCGCGCAUUGGCUGCAGCGCGCUCUUUCGUAAAAGUGGGAGGAGCUAGAGCGGAUAAAAGGAGGCGACGCGGCUGUCAGCUGUGCCUCCGCGCGCGUCUGGAGUGGACUGUCGUCGGGUCGGAACCCGCUCUCUGCUGGCGCUGCCUGCGCGGGCUCGUGUGGGCACGCACGCACGCACGCAAACACGCACGCACGCGGCUGUCAGAGGCGCAUCGUCUGAUUCAGACGUUUGUUUGCAGGCGCGCGUCUCGGCGCACCGACGCUCCGCGCGCGUCUGGAUGUCUUAACGUGCUGGAGAACCGCUCAGACUUGUUGCGCGUCCCCGGAGCGCACAGUCCACUUCCUGUCCCCGAAGCAGCAGACUCGGGUCCGGAGGUCGGAGACCCGCAGCCACAUCGGAUCCAAAGUCUGCCUCUCAUCGGUGACACCGACGGCUCGAUUCUUCCCGCUUCGGACCUAAUGGCGGCUGAACUUUAUCCGGGUCAGACCCGACCUCUUCAGUAACAUCUCCCCCCGCCCGUUCCAAAGCCGCCGUUCCAGUUCAUCCCGACAUGUGUGAGCGCGAGGAGAGCGCGGGCGACGCGGCGCCGGACUCCGUCCCGCCGAGAGCGUCCCGCGGCCGCAGGAGCGGCGUGAUCGGACCGGACCCCGACGCCGUCCUGCUGGAGGCGGUGAAGGCGGCCCCCCGCCGGAGCAGCAUCAUCAAGGAUCCCUCAGCGCAGAAGGUGGGCGGAGGCAGGAAGAAGACGGUGUCCUUCAGCAGCAUGCCCUCAGAGAAAAAGGUGAGCAGCGCAGCCGACUGCUUGGCCUUCAUGCAGGGGGGAUGUGAGCUGAAGAAGAUCCGGCCCAGCUCCAGGGUCUACUGCAGGUUCUACAUGCUGGAUCCAGACCUGAGCUGCCUGCGCUGGGAGCCGUCCAAGAAGGAUGGGGACCGGGCCCGGCUGGAUGUGUCCAGCAUGCGAGAGGUGCGCACUGGGAAGAGCACGGAGACCUUCCUCCACAACGGCCCCUUGUUCGAACACCUUCCCGAGGAGGCGGCCUUCUCCAUCAUUCAUGGGGACGACUACCAGUCUCUAGACCUAGUUGCCUUGUCGGCAGAUGUUGCCAACAUCUGGGUGACAGGUCUGCGUUACCUGCUGGCCCACCCCUCAAUAAUUGGAGGGGCUGGAGUAGGGAGCCUGGAAGGAGGCCCCGGUGACGGGGGUAUCGCGGCAGUGGAAGGGAGCUUGGGAAGCAAGAUGAGGAGCGACUGGCUGAAGACGGAGUUUGCAGAGGUGGAUGAAGACGGCUACGGCAUCGUGUCGGAGGACGUGGCGGUCGCCACCAUCUGCAAACUGUGUCCAGGCAUCAGGGAGGCAAAGGUUCGUCUGCGCUUUAAGGAGAUCCAGCGCAGCAAGGAGAAGCUGACCUCGCAUGUUACUCUGGAGGAGUUCCAGGAGGCCUUCUGUGAACUUUGCACCCGUCCUGAUGUCUACUUCCUGCUGGUGCAGCUGUCCCAGGACCGCGAGUGCUUGGACCCACAGGACCUGCGGCUCUUCUUGGAGACAGAGCAGGGUUUGUCUUUGGCCACGACCGAGGGCUGCUGGGACCUCCUCAAGCGCUACGAGCCCUCCGCCCAGGGCAGGGAGCGGGGGCUGCUGGGGGUUGACGGGUUUGCACGCUACCUGCAGUCACCGGAGUGCCAGCUACUGGACCCGGAGCAGCUAGCCGUUUGCCAGGACAUGAACCUGCCUCUGUGCCAUUACUACAUCAGCACCUCCUACCGUUCCUACCUGCUGGACGACCAGGUCCACGGCCGAGCAGACUUAGGGGGUCUGAUCAGAGCCCUGCAGUCCGGCUGCCGAUGCCUGGAGCUGGGAGUGACCGACGGCCCUGAGGGAGAACCUCUGCUGGGGGUGAACUACGGGCCUGACAUUUCCCGACACCACCCCCACCAUGCCCCCGUCACCAUCCGCUCCGCACUGGAGGUGGUCAACAAAUACGCCUUCCUGACCUCUCAGUACCCGCUGCUGCUGUAUCUGUGCCAGCGCUGCUCCCCAUCCCAGCAGUGCACCAUGGCGCACCACCUGAAGAAAGUCUUCGGUUCUCGUCUCUACACUCCAGAGGGCCUGUCAGUGGGCCUGGGGGGUCGGGCCAUAACUUUGCCGUCUCCUGAGCAGCUGAAGGGACGGAUCCUGUUGGUGGCAAAGAAGCUCCCUCCAGAGCACGAGGGCUCGGACGGGGAGGUGUCUGAGGAGGAGGAGGAGAUAGGAGGAGGGGGACCCCUAGCAGGAAGAAGAAUGACUAUACCUGGUGAGGAGGAGCUGGGCGUGGUCUUGGUAGUCCCUCCCCCUUCUCAGCCGAGAAAGCUCCGUCUCCACAAAGAGCUUUCAGACCUGGUGGCGGUGGCUCGGACCGGCAGCCGCAGCUUCUACACUCAAAGAGCCGGAUACAAGAAGGCCCAGCAACAGUCCCCCCCCAGCAGCCCCGUGUCUCCUGGCUCUCCGCUCCCCCCAGAGCUGCCUUACUGGACCAUGUGCUCCCUGGGGGAAGGAGAGGCGGGGCGGCUAACAAGCGAGAGCCCAGAGGAGCUCGUUAUGUUCACCAAGCGUACCCUGACCCGGGUGCGGCCCAGCUCAGUGCGUCUGGACUCCAGCAACCCUAACCCCCAGGGAUAUUGGAAAGGGGGGGUCCAGCUCGUGGCCUUGAACCAGCAGACACCCGGCGCCAUGCUGGACCUUCACCGAGGUCGCUUCUCUCAGAACGGGGGCUGUGGUUACGUUCUCCGCCCGGCCGUCAUGAGGGACGAGGUGUCGUACUUCAGUGCCCACACGCACGGCUGCGUGCCGGGGGUCCCACCGCAAACCCUGCGCAUCAAGGUGAUCAGUGCCCACAAUCUUCCCAAGCCUCAGGGAUCGGGGGCCAAAGGGGAGGUCAUCGACCCGUAUGUGGUUCUGGAGCUGCACGGAGUUCCAGCCGACUGCGCCGAACAGCGGACACGCACGGCUGCACAGAACCAGGACGACCCCAUGUUCGAUGAGACCUUUGAGUUUCAAGUCAACAUGCCGGAGCUGGCCUUGCUGCGCUUUGUGGUUCUGGACGAUGACUAUAUUGGAGAUGACUUCAUCGGUCAGUUCAGCGUGGCCUUCGAAUGCCUUCAGCCCGGGUAUCGGAACGUGCCCCUUCUUGGUCUAGCGGGAGAUCCUUUACCCCACUCUAGCUUGUUUGUCCACAUCGUCAUCACCAACCGUCGUGGCGGCGGGAAAGCUCAGCGGAAGGGGCUGUCAGUGAGGAGGGGCGGGCGCCGAGGGAGGGAGUACGUCUCACUGAGGCAUACAGGCAUCAAGGUGGUGGAUGAGGUCUUCAAACAGGCCAACGGGCCCCUGAAGGAAGGGACAGACCUACGGGAAAAUGCCCAGAGCUCCACCGCCACUUUCAAAGAGCAGUGUGGGCUCCCCGCCGUGGCCAAACUGAAGCAGUGCAUCCAGAGCCUGGCCACCCGGCUGCAGAGCCCAGAGGGCAACAUGGGGGCCACAAUGGUGCUCAGGGAGGGCUACCCCUGCUUGGAGCCACUGAUCAGCCUCCCAGAGGCCACCCGGAAAGUGCUGGCUGCCUACGACACGAUGAUCGCUGCACAAAAACAGCUGAUUGGAAAUGCAGAUGGUGUCCAGGAGAGGAUCGAUCAGGUCUACAGAGAAGGAAUGGACUUACAUGAGGACUUUCCUCGGCUUGGGGAGAAGGAAGGACUUAAGGGCCGCAAGCUGAGUAAAGCUGUGGAGAGUUUUACCUGGAAUAUCACCGUGCUGAAGGGCCAGAGCGACCUCCUGCGCGGCGCCAAGGUGGACUCCCUGGAUGCCCUGCGGCAGCUGGCUCUGGCCUGUGAAGCCUGCAGCCUCACAUCCUCCAGCUCUGCCUCGUUUUCAACGGCCGAGCUGCACUACACGGCCCACCCCACGUCCAGCCGGCGCAGCAGCAACGGACGCAUCUGACGGAGCACAGAAGCCCCUCCUCCUCGGAAGCAGAGGAUGCGAUGAAGAGCAGAGCCUAACUGUCUGUGAGGAGGGGGUUCCUCCUGAUGGUUUGGUUCUGUGCAGCCAUGCAGGAUGUCAGACGUCUGCGCAGACCUCUGCAGUUCUGCUUAACCUGACCUGUUUGUGAAAAAGACAGCGCUACUUUAACCAAACUCCGCCCCCCGCCCUCCUCUGGGGAUCAAACACCCCGCUAACCCGUCCAGUGCAGGUUUGGGAAGUUUCAGUCCCAGCUGACGCUGCAGGGAGGAGCGGUUCCUGCUCAUGGUUCAGAGGUCUGAUCAACAAAUAUUCAGAACCAGAAAACCAGAAACAAGACUUACGUAGAAAGAGAGAGUUUCCAUUUUUAGCUUUAGUGAUAUUUCAAAAAUAACCAACAACCAUGGGAAGGAACGUCUUUGAAUCCCAAACAGCAGAAACAUAAAAAGUAUACAAACGUUUCUCAAUAAAAUAACUAAAACAUGACAUAAAUUAUGGAAAGGAAACUUUUUUAACCUUGAAACGUAAACUCAGAGUAGAAAUCGACCCAGUUGUUUGUCCUCAGCCGUCCUGAUUCUUUAAUCUGCAAAAGCUCUAAUUAUGACCAAGUAUGUCUGUGUACUAACAGUCAGAGUAACUCUACAUGGAUAGAAUGUGUCAGUGCCAGAGGGCGACAGUCUGUAGAUGAAUCCGUGCAGAGCCAUGGCGCCGUGGUGCUUCCUGCUUCAGAACGUUGUGAUGUGGACACACUGGUGUGUACUCGUGUGGUGACAUUGCAGUGUUUGUGUCAUUCCUCAGCUGCUUUGUAUAAUUCUGUAAAACCUCAAGAGUAGAAGCUUAUUUAUUAAAGUGUGUUUUAAAAUCUAGAAUUCAUUAAAUGCACUUUAUUUUGAAAAAUGUUUUCUAUUUGAUUAAACAUAACAAGAAAGUGUAUUCUGGAUUAAAUAAAGUAACUUUUGCUGAGCA